Messenger RNA from Myripristis murdjan (pinecone soldierfish), 2007 nucleotides. RefSeq lists its product as uncharacterized. Gene Ontology annotation, molecular function: protein dimerization activity. The transcript has 3 exons. The record is from RefSeq and is a predicted model, not a curated record. Bases 31 to 1596 code for a protein of 521 amino acids. Lineage: Eukaryota; Metazoa; Chordata; Actinopteri; Holocentriformes; Holocentridae.
ACAGAUCCUCCAUUCAGGCGUCGCAGCAUUAUGUUCAGCAAAAGCGUCCGUGGCAGAAGUAGGAACAGUCAGCGCUCUGAAAUGGCUCACAGACCAAGAGUUCGAUCUAGAAGCCCAAGAGAUAUCAGGAGGAGAGAAAACCAGGAAAUAAAUGUCCGAAGAGCCAGACGUGGACAAAGUAGACAAGGAAGAGGGAACCAACAAAUCUUCACGACUAAAAGGCUCAUGUUGAAGAUGAUUGUGUCAAAUCUGCAGCCGCUAGCAAUUACCGGAGAUACAAAUUUCCAGGAUUUUGUGAAAGCUCUGAAGCCCACAGUGAGCAUCCCCAAUACAAGCCUAAUGCGCUCGGAGCUUCUCGGCGUGUACGAGGAGGAGAAAAUGGUGGUGAGAAGCAGUCUGGAUGCUGCUGAUGACGUUGUGUUGACAUGUGAGCUGUGGCGUUCGAGAGCUGAAGACCACUACCUGACGGUGCGUUGUCAUGUUGUUGACAGAUUUGGGAAAUUCAGGUCCUACAUGCUAGAAACUACCAGCAUCUUUGGUGACAACUCAGCAGGCAGCAUUAUAAAUCAGCUGUCGGGAAUUAUGGAGGCUUGGGGCAUAAGAGAAAAGGUCCACACCGUUGUUACAGCUGGCAUGCCACAACAGAGGGAAUUUAAAGCAAAGUGGAUUCUACAGCCUUGUUUUGCCUACACCCUGAACAUGAUAUUCAGCAAACUUCUGGAGUGCGACAAAGGCCUGAAGGAGGCUUUAAGAAAGUGCAAAGAUAUUGUGAGGUUCUUUAAGAGCGAUGCUGAGGCCGAGCAGAAACUCAGAGAGUUUCGAAACCAGCUGGGGAUACCAGAGGAGGAGCUGAUCGUGCACACCGGGGAGGGAUGGCUCACUCUGCUCCCCAUGCUGGAGCAGCUCGAUCGUCAGUACAUGGCAAUGCUCCUUGUGUUCAACCAGAGGGGCAGUGAUCAUUUCACUCUCACUGAUAAUGAUAAGAGUAAAAUGAAAAAUAUCAUAUCUGCCCUCAAACCUCUGAGCGAAGCCACAUCCAUGCUGAAAAGAGAAGGGUUUGACACCAUUUCUGUCAUCAUCCCGCUGCUGAAGAAGCUUGUGGACGACCUCGCAAAGCAAGGGAGGGAAGGGAACAAGACUGCCGCGCUUUUGUUGUCAAAGUGUAAAGAAUGCUUUGGUAACGUCAACAACCACAAACUUGCUCUCAUCACAGCUCUGGACCCGAGAUUCAAAGACCUUCUGGAAGAACAAGACAAACAGCGGGUGAUGGAUAAAAUAAUCCAAGAGCUGAGCACAGCAGAGCCAGCUUCCUCCACUGCUCCGAACUACAAGCAGCUGCUGGACGACUACAUGACCUCAGAACCUCUUCCAGAAGGAGGAAACCCUCUCGCAUGGUGGAAACACACUGGAUCGAAGAAAUUCAAGGGAAUAAGCAAGUUUGCUGUGAAAAAACUUGGGACAGUGUCUACAGCCGUACCGUUAGACAGAGCCUUCUCCGCAGCAGAGGAUCGGUUCUGCUGCCUCCGGAGCUGCCUGGAGCCAGAGAACCUCAACAUGAUCCUGUUUCUGAACAGCAACUGGGACACUCGGUCUUAGACACAAGUCCAUCGCCUCUUGUUAGGAACACGUGCACAAAUGCUUUUUAGGGAUGGUGGACUUGGAAAAUAUUGCAUACAUUCAUUGUUUUGAUGGCAUUUUUGCUUUGUGAGGAAGAAAUGUUUGACAUCUACUGUUCCAUUUCAAUACAUGAAUAUACAAUGAAAAUACAGUGAACUGAGUUGUUUUUUUUUUUUUUUUUUUGUACUUUACAUGCGUGAAUGUGGAAUUUGGCAAGAAGUAAAAUUAGAUGAAUACAGAAAAAUGCAUUAUCAUCUGUGUUACUAUGAACAUAGCAACCAAAUAUCAACCAAAUAUCACACGUGAGUCACUCUUUAACUGCAGGGAUCCACUUAAGUUAAACUUAUUUUACCUUAUUUGUUAGAAGGAUUUUUUGUGGUAUGGACCAAA